UGCUAUCAACGCGCGCACGCGCUGGCUGUCCCAAAGGAAAACUCGCUGCAACGUCACCUCCCGUCACAUUCUGCGGUCAACGAUAAAGCGUCUUAACCCCCGCGGUCAUGAGUUGAGAGAUACAGAAACGAGGCAUAUUUCGCGGUAACAUUGAUGAUAUUCGCUUUUUCCUUCCUAUUCUUCUUCCACUUCUGUUUUCACAAUCUUGAGCAACCCAAGACGCAGCCAUGGCUCGGAGAUAUAUGAUCCCGUGGCUAUAUGACCUGGGGGUGUGGAUUUUCACCCUCUGUCUGGAUAUUUUCUUCCGCGAGGUCUACUCUCGCGGUGCAUGGCGGAUUCCUAAGCGGGGACCCGUCAUCAUCGUUGCCGCGCCACAUGCUAAUCAGUUCGUGGAUUCCAUCCUGCUGAUGCGGAUCAUGAAGCACUAUGCGGACCGUCGCAUCUCGUUCCUGAUCGCCGACAAAUCCAUGCGCGAACCUUACAUUGGAACUAUGGCUGGAUGCAUGGGUGCUUUACCCGUCGUACGGUCGAUGGAUCAUGUCAAACCUGCAAAGGGGGAGAUCUACCUUCCAGACCCGGAGAACGAUCCGACCCUGCUCAAGGGACGUGAUUGCAACUUCACCAGUGACCAGUUCAUGGUGGGCGGAACCAUCAUCCUUCCCCGUGUGGGCAAGUCGAGUCCUGAGCAACAGGCGAUCGAGGAGAUCAUCGAUGCGAACACAAUCCGACUGCGCAAGCCGUUCAAGACUUUCGAAAAAGACCACCCUCUCUACAAUGCGAUACGCAAAGGAACCUCCUUUAAGGUCGCUCCCCACAUCAAUCAAAGCAAAAUGUUUGAUGCGGUGUAUCGCGAACUGAUUGCUGGGGGUUGUAUCGGUAUCUUCCCCGAAGGUGGCAGUCACGAUCGUCCCAGCCUUCUCCCCUUGAAGGCUGGUGUGGCUAUCAUUGCUUUGGGAACACUCGCGCUGGAUCCCAAUUGUGGUCUGUCUAUCAUCCCAUGUGGUAUGAACUACUUUCAUCCGAACAAGUUCCGCUCUCGUGCUGUAGUCGAAUUCGGAAACCCUGUUCAGGUGCAUCCGGAUCAGAUUGAGGCGUUCAAGGCUGGUGGAAACUCCAAGCGGAACGCGGUGGGCUCUCUUCUAGAAACCAUUACCGAGGCAUUGACUACUGUGACCCAACAAGCACCGGACCACGAGACCUUAAUGGUAAUCCAGGCCACCCGUCGACUGUACAAACCUCUAAGAAUGAAGCUUCCCCUCCCUGUCGUAAUUGAGCUCAACAGACGUCUCCUUAAGGGCUACACCCAGUUCAAAGAUGAGCCCAAGGUACUUCAGCUCAAGAAAGCCAUUUCCGACUACAACCGGCGUCUCCGUGCUCUGGGAAUUCGCGACCACCAAGUCGAAUGGGGCGAUGUAAAGCACCGCCCCUGGUGGCUCGUUCUGGGCACCCUACUCUAUCGUGUCGGCGAACUUCUCACCCUGGCUGUUGGUACUCUCCCUUCCGUCGCCUUGUUCUGGCCCGUCUUCGUCACCGCCAAAGUUGUCUCUGUGAAAAAGCAACGCGCAGCACUAGCCAACUCUGUUGUGAAACUCGAGGGCCGUGACGUGGUGGGGAGUUGGAAGAUCCUGGUCGCCAUGGGUCUUGCUCCAGCGCUCUACACCUGGUACACAGUGAUUGUGACUAUCUGGUUACACUACUGCCGCCAUGACGGAUUCUAUGCCUCGGUCGUCCCGUGGUGGCUGAACGCACGGACCUACAUCUCCGACUCGAUCCCCCUUGCGCUCUUCUCCAUCUUCUUUUUUGGCCUCAUGAUCUCCGUCUCCUUCGCCGGCCUCCGUAUCGGCGAGAUUGGUAUUGAUGUGCUCAAAUCCCUGCCUCCUCUCCUUGUCGCCCUCAACCCCCGUUCCGCCAGUUCCCUCGCGAAACUCCGCGCCGAGCGUCAGGCCCUUUCCGCGAAAGUGGUUGACGUGAUCGACAACUUCGCUCCCGAGAUUUUCCCCGACUUCGAGUCCGAAAAACUGAUCGACCACGAGCAUCCCGGGGACGACGCUUACCAGUCCCGCCUCAAGAGUAUGCCGCCCAGCGAACCCGAGAGUCGCAAUCGCAGUGCCAGCCGCAACGGGCGCAGUCGCUCCCGCAGCGCCGGCUUUACUCUGUAUGAGACUUUCCUCAAACCCCUUAGUAUCAAAUCCAAGGAUGACCUUGGCGAGGUCAACCGUCGCAUUCGGGAUUCGAUGCAAGAACGUGGCCGCCAGCGAGUCCGCGCGGAGUACGAUCAAGAUAGGGAAGAAGAUGUAGUUUCCUUGGAUGGGUCGGCCAGUGUCGGGAGUGGCGAUGUGGUCGUUGUGGAGGAACAGAAGAAAACGAAAUGAUUAAUGCAUCUUUCGGGGAAGACUAUCAGGCAUUGAGGCUACUCCGAUCUUCUUCAUGCGAAGAAAAAAAAUGUGGCUGUGCGUUGCGCCCAGCAAUGUGUAAUUGGAACCAACUUUUCUCACUAGUCUUAUGGGCUAUGACGUGGUAGGUGGUGGUGGUGGUGGUUU
Aspergillus saccharolyticus JOP 1030-1 is the source of this 2540-nucleotide messenger RNA. RefSeq names its product putative glycerol-3-phosphate acyltransferase Sct1. Gene Ontology annotation, biological process: phospholipid biosynthetic process. Gene Ontology annotation, molecular function: glycerone-phosphate O-acyltransferase activity; glycerol-3-phosphate O-acyltransferase activity. Gene Ontology annotation, cellular component: endoplasmic reticulum membrane. Bases 228 to 2372 code for a protein of 714 amino acids. The record is from RefSeq and is a predicted model, not a curated record. The transcript has a single exon. Lineage: Eukaryota; Fungi; Ascomycota; Eurotiomycetes; Eurotiales; Aspergillaceae.